Molecule: messenger RNA, 2578 nt
Organism: Agelaius phoeniceus (red-winged blackbird)
Lineage: Eukaryota; Metazoa; Chordata; Aves; Passeriformes; Icteridae
Gene: CARNS1
Product: carnosine synthase 1
Biological process (GO): carnosine biosynthetic process
Molecular function (GO): ATP hydrolysis activity; metal ion binding; carnosine synthase activity
Source: RefSeq, a predicted model, not a curated record
GUGCCAUGGUGCUGUGCCUGUCCCCCUCCUGGGCCAGCCGGGUGCCAUCGGAGUCGUGCCCGGGCGCCUGGUCCCUGCUGCUCUCCCGGGGCGUCUCCUUCAAGGUGGGGGGGCACAGCGCCCUAGAGACCUUCGUGCCACCUCGCCGUGCCAACUACGUGACAGGCACCUUCGCGCCGGGGGACCCCGAGGGUGGCUGGGUGGGCGAGCUGGCCCGUGACCUCGACUGCCCCACGGGGGGCUCGGUGCCGCUCGCCCACCGCCUCGAGGACACGCUGGUCACCCGCUGGGUGCUGGCGGCUCGGGCCAACCUGCCCGUGCCCCCCACGCUGGCCUUCGUCCUGGGGACCAGGGGGGACCUGCCCGCCCAGCCCGCGGCCCCCGGGGUGAGGCUGGUGCGGCUGCAGGACCCCCAGGGCCAGCAGAGCCUGGUGCAGGAGGAGGUGGGCGCCUUCCUGGGGGGCACCGCCAUGGAGCCCUACGGCCAGGUGGUGGUGCGGCCGGCGGGGUGGCGGUGGCAGGGGACAGGCACCAGCAGCACCCACAGGAAGGAGGAGGGGGCGGCGGUGGCGCAGGCGGUGGGUGCCCGGCUCCGGGGGCUGACGGAGGAGGACAGCGUCCUGCUGGAGGCCAUGGUGCCCACCGCCCGCCUGCCCGUGCCCCCCCCACGCAGCCCAGCCCCGCGGCUGCCCAUGGCCCUGCGCAUCUGCACCCUCGUCUGCAGGUCCUGGGGGGACCGGCCCCAGCUCUGCCAGGUGGCCUGCGCCGUGGGACGCGCGGAGAGCCCGGUGCGUCACGGCGCGGCUCUGCCCCAGGGCCUGGACUCCAGCCUGCAGCAGUGGGGGGUGGCGGCCCCCAGCCAGCGACAGGCGCUGGCCACGCGGCUGCGGGAGGCCACCGAGGCCGCCGCGGCCGCCCUGAUGGCCAGCGAGGCCGAGCUGAGCCCGCGGCAGCGCGGCGGCGGCCGGGCCCGCACCGACAUCCUGGGCGUGGAUUUCCUGCUGGCGUGCGUGGAUGAGGCGCUGGAGCUGGUGGCGCUGGCCACGAACGGGCAGCGGUGCCUGGAGACGUGCGCGCUGGCCGAGGCCAUGGGGCGCGGCGUGGGCGAGCCCCGCGGGGAUUUGCCGCGGCUGCUGGCCGAGGCCAUGCUGCACCGGGCGCAGCGCCACCUGGUCGAGGGCAAGGACAUCCUGCUCAUCGGGGCGGGCGGCGUCAGCAAGAGCUUCGUGUGGGAGGCGGCCCGCGACUACGGGCUGAAGAUCCACCUGGUGGAGUCGGACCCGGAGCACUUCGCGGCGGGACUGGUGCAGACCUUCCUGCCCUACGACAGCCGGGAGCACCGGCGCGACGAGGAGCACGCGGAGCGGGUGCUGGAGCUGCUGCGCUCCCGGGGGCUGCGGCCCCACGCCUGCCUCUCCUACUGGGACGACUGCGUGGUGCUGGCGGCCCUGGUGUGCCAGGGGCUGGGGCUCCGCGGCCCCGCGCCCGCCGCCGUGCGGGUGGCCAAGCAGAAGAGCCGCACGCACCGGCACCUGCAGCGCUGCCGCCGCGGCCGCCCGCCGCCCGCCGUCUUCGCCGUGCCCUGCCGCCGCCUGCGGAGCCACGGCGACGUGGAGCGGGCGGCGGGCGCCGUGCCCUUCCCCGCCGUGGCCAAGCUGGAGUUCGGCGCGGGCGGCGUGGGCGUGCGGCUGGUGGAGAACGCCGGGCAGUGCCACGCUCACGCCGCCCGCCUCUGGAGGGACCUGCGCGACGACGCCGACCACCCGGGCAUCGGGCUGGGCUGGGGCAACGCCAUGCUGCUCAUGGAGUACGUGCCGGGCACCGAGCACGACGUGGACCUGGUGGUCUUCGAGGGGCGGCUGCUGGGCGCCUGGGUGUCGGACAACGGCCCCACGCGUGUCCCCGCCUUCCUGGAGACGGCGGCCUGCCUGCCCUCCUGCCUGCCCGCCGACCGGCAGGCGCAGCUGGUGCGGGCGGCGCUGCAAUGCUGCCGGGCGUGCGGGCUGCGCGACGGCGUCUUCAACGUGGAGCUCAAGCUGGGCCCGGCGGGGCCGCGCCUGCUGGAGAUCAACCCCCGCAUGGGGGGCUUCUACCUGCGCGACUGGAUCCGCGAGGUCUACGGCCCCGACCUGCUGCUGGCCGCCGUGCUGGUGGCGCUGGGAGUGCCGCCCGUGCUGCCCGCCCGCCCCGCGCCCCGCACGCACCUGGCCGGGGUGAUGUGCCUGGCCUCGGAGCACGGCCCGAGCCUGGCGGGCGGCGGGGGCAUGGAGGCUCUGCGGGAGCUGCACGGCCGCGGGCUCGUCCGCCUCAACCGGCUCUUCGAGGAGCCCGAGGGGGCCGGCGAGUACGAGGAGCCGCUGCUGAGCGUGGCGUGCGCCGGGGCCACGCUGGCCGAGGCCUGCGAGCGCCUGCUGGGGCUCUGCCAGGGGCUGGGCAUCGACUCCCCGCGAUAUCCCGUGGAGCAUUUCUUGUCCCACUUCAAAUAGCGCCGGGCAGGCAGCGGGGAGAGCGGGGGAAUGGGUGCCCCGGCACAGCCGGCACCAGCUCCCGCCGCCCCGCCGCCCCUCCCUGGCAUCCC